Messenger RNA from Benincasa hispida (wax gourd), 1569 nucleotides. Its product is annotated as phosphoenolpyruvate carboxylase kinase 1-like. The record is from RefSeq and is a predicted model, not a curated record. Lineage: Eukaryota; Viridiplantae; Streptophyta; Magnoliopsida; Cucurbitales; Cucurbitaceae. Gene Ontology annotation, biological process: protein phosphorylation. Gene Ontology annotation, molecular function: protein kinase activity; ATP binding.
CCCCUAAACCUCUAUAAAAAUCCCCCAAUACCCAACUGAUUCCCCCAAAAGCACUUCCAGUAAGAGAGACACAACUUGAAGAAUUUCUACACAGAAAAACCAAAAAUCCCCCAAAUCCCACUGGUACCCACAGAAGAAGAAGAAGAAAUCUUCAACAAUGGGCGACAUGAUUGUGAACAGCCAAUACCAAAUCCUUGAAGAGAUCGGAAGAGGAAGAUUCGGAACCAUCACUCGUUGCUUUUGUCCGAUCUCCAACAAGUUCUUCGCCUGUAAAACCAUCGCCAAAAACGAUCUCAUCGAUGAAACUGACAAAGAAUGCCUUGAAAAAGAGCCUAAAAUCAUGGCUAUUCUCCCUCCCCAUCCCAACAUUCUUCAAUUAAUCGACGUCCUCGAGAACGACGAUUACCUCUGUUUGAUCUCCGACCUCUGUGACUCCCUUUCCCUUUACGAUCGGAUUAUCCGUCGUCCCUUUUCCGAAUCCGAAGCCGCCAUCGUUAUCAAACAGCUUCUCGAAGCCCUUGCUCAUUGUCAUUCCCAUGGCGUCGUUCAUCGCGAUGUUAAGCCCGACAAUGUGCUCUUUGAUUCCAGGAAUAAUUUGAAACUCAUCGAUUUCGGAUCGGCUGAUUGGUGUGAUGAAGACGGAUUUAUGUUCGGUGUCGUCGGAACGCCGUAUUAUAUCGCGCCGGAGGUUUUGAGAGGAUCUGAGUACGGUCGGAAGGUCGAUGUGUGGAGCGCCGGUGUGAUUCUUUACACGAUGUUGGCUGGAUUUCCUCCGUUCUACGGUGAAUCUGCGGCGGAGGUAUUUGAGGCUGUUCUUAGAGGAAAUCUGAGAUUUCCAACUAGGGUUUUUAGGUCGGUUUCUUCGGCGGCUAAGGAUCUGAUGAAGAAGAUGAUCUGUCGAGAUGUUUCUAGAAGAUUCUCAGCUGAACAAUCUCUCAGACAUCCAUGGAUUUUGAGUGGAGGAGAAGGAACAGCAACUUCAGUUGAAUGAAAUACGAUUUUAACUUCUUUUCUUCUACUACAAUGAAAGGAUGCUAAUGAAAAACAAGCAUUCCAAAGCCAGUUUUGCAUUCCAGUACAUAAUCCCAUCUUGUGAAUAAGAGACCUUCUUCAACCUUCAGUUCAGACUCCAUUAAUGGCUGCCUGCUCCAUCUAUAAAGCCCUAGAGAAAGAGACAGAGAUAACAUUCAGUUGUUGAUUUGAGACUUUGCUUCUGCUGCUGUCAAUAUCUUCUUUCUUUUUUGAUUUCUUCAAUGCUUUGAGAAGCAUUUGAGGCUUUAAUUUUUGGUUUGUUGUUAGGUAAAAAAAAAAAAAAAAUUGGAAUUUGGGAAUCCUUUCUUUCCCUCCCAAGGGCUUUUGUUUUUGUUGUAUAAAGUGUUUGGGAGGUGAGAAAGUCCCACAGAAAAUAGGAAAAAAAAAAUAGAAAAAAAGAGAGAAAAGAGAAGUUGUAUUCCAAUUACUACUACUCUUUUUUUGGUUUGUUUUUCAAUUUUCAAGGAUGUAAUGUGAUGUGAUGUGAUGUGAUGUGAAUGCAAUAUGCUGGGAGUAUAAGUGAUGUUUUAGUGUAAA